AAGCUUUUGAGUGUUAUCUUCUGCCAUUUUUCUGUUCCGUUCCGUUUUCAUGGAGGAUGGAAGGAGAGGAGAAGAAGAAGAUCCUCGACAUCCACAGUGGUGUCUCUUCAACGCGUACUUAUCUUGCGACGCGUGUCGAUUUCCCCUUCCAAUUUCGUCUAUAAAUCCGGAGCUCCCGCUACGAGCGGUGAGCACCGCACCAGUUGAGAGAUCGAGAGAUUCAGAAAGCGGGAACAUCUUUCUUUUCUCUUCCUCCAUUUUUUUCUAUUUUUGCGCCUUCUUCUUCCAUCUUCCUUCUUGGAUUUUGUUUUUUUCGUCUCUGUUUGGGAAAAAUGUUCAUCGAUAGCUUCAAGGUCGAAUCCCCCAACGUUAAGUACACCGAUCAUGAGAUUCAUUCCGUCUACAAUUACGAAACUACAGAGCUCCUUCACGAGAACAGAAAUGGAACCUAUCAAUGGAUUGUCAAGCCCAAAUCCGUUCAAUAUCAAUUCAAGACUGACAUUCGUGUCCCCAAAUUAGGGAUGAUGCUCGUUGGAUGGGGAGGAAACAAUGGAUGUACUCUCACUGGAGGCAUCAUAGCCAAUCGGGAAGGGAUCUCUUGGGCAACCAAGGAUAAAGUUCAGCAAGCCAAUUAUUUUGGGUCGUUAACCCAAGCAUCCUCCAUCCGGGUUGGCUCUAUUGAUGGCGAGGAGAUCUAUGCUCCAUUUAAGAGCCUCCUACCCAUGGUCAAUCCUGAUGAUAUUGUGUUUGGAGGGUGGGACAUAAGUGACAUGAACUUGGCCGAUGCCAUGGCCAGAGCAAGGGUCCUUGAUAUUGAUCUGCAAAAGCAGCUGAGACCCUACAUGGAAUCCAUGGUCCCACUUCCUGGAAUCUUCAAUCCCGAUUUUGUUGCUGCGAAUCAGGGCUCUCGAGCCAAUAACGUUAUCAAAGGCACCAAGAAAGAACAACUCCAGCAAGUCAUUAAAGAUAUCCGGGAAUUUAAGGAAAAGAGUAAGGUGGACAAAGUUGUAGUGCUGUGGACUGCCAACACAGAGAGAUACAGUAAUGUGCUUGUGGGGCUCAAUGACACAAUGGAAAAUCUUCUGGCUUCUGUGGACAAAAAUGAGUCGGAGAUCUCUCCUUCCACACUGUAUGCAAUUGCUUGUGUUCUUGAAAAUGUCCCUUUCAUCAAUGGUAGCCCACAGAACACUUUUGUCCCAGGGUUGAUUGACUUAGCCAUUCAUAGAAAUAGUUUGAUUGGAGGGGAUGAUUUUAAGAGUGGUCAGACCAAGAUGAAAUCUGUGCUUGUAGACUUUCUUGUUGGUGCUGGUAUUAAGCCAACAUCAAUAGUGAGCUACAACCAUCUAGGAAACAACGAUGGAAUGAACCUGUCGGCCCCUCAAACCUUCAGAUCCAAGGAGAUAUCAAAGAGUAACGUUGUCGAUGACAUGGUCUCGAGCAAUGGCAUUCUUUAUGAGCCAGGCGAGCAUCCUGACCAUGUGGUGGUCAUUAAGUAUGUUCCAUACGUGGGGGACAGUAAGAGGGCGAUGGAUGAGUACACUUCAGAGAUAUUCAUGGGUGGAAAAAGCACCAUAGUGUUGCACAACACCUGCGAGGACUCUCUGUUAGCCGCUCCGAUCAUACUCGAUUUGGUUCUUCUUGCUGAACUCAGCACUCGCAUUCAAAUCAAGGCUGAAGGAGAGGGAAAGUUUCACUCUUUCCAUCCAGUGGCCACCAUCCUCAGUUACCUUACAAAAGCUCCUCUUGUACCACCAGGCACGCCUGUGGUGAACGCUCUUUCGAAGCAGCGCGCCAUGCUGGAGAAUAUAAUGAGAGCUUGUGUUGGGUUGGCACCUGAGAACAACAUGAUUUUGGAAUACAAGUGAAGCCUGAAAGAGUCCUGAGUUUAAUAGGAAAUUGGUUAUCUUUUCUAUAAGCUUGUGAAAAUAUGCAAUUAGUUUCUGUUUGGUCCUUUCUCCUCUUUUUUGGUUUGUAUGUCCUCUUUUUAUUUUCGGCUUGGGGAAGUUGUUUAUUAGUGGGCAAGCCAUGUCUGUAAUGGAGCUAUACAUAUUCUAAAAAUAAACUAGCGUUCUUCAAUGUAA
Molecule: messenger RNA, 2081 nt
Organism: Cucurbita maxima (winter squash)
Lineage: Eukaryota; Viridiplantae; Streptophyta; Magnoliopsida; Cucurbitales; Cucurbitaceae
Product: inositol-3-phosphate synthase-like
Exons: 10
Coding region: 333-1865 (510 amino acids)
Biological process (GO): inositol biosynthetic process; phospholipid biosynthetic process
Cellular component (GO): cytoplasm
Molecular function (GO): inositol-3-phosphate synthase activity
Source: RefSeq, a predicted model, not a curated record